Symbiodinium sp. CCMP2456 is the source of this 228-nucleotide messenger RNA. NCBI's taxonomy places the organism in Eukaryota, Dinophyceae, Suessiales, Symbiodiniaceae. The record is from the annotation of a GenBank genome assembly.
GAGUUGCCCUAUGCUGUUCGGAAGACCUACUACGCGCGAGCUGGUCGGAUCGUGAAAGCCCCGGGUGUGGAUGCAGCUGUCGUCAGCAAGUAUGAUCUCAUGAAGGGAGAUCAGGAGAGGUUCGACUUCAUGAAGCAGGUGCUCUUGGACCCGACCCUUGGUUCCGUGAAGGUGGAAGAGCACUAUCGGAGUCAACAGCGAAACUCGAAGAAGGACAAGUAUCGCUAC